AUGUCAACCGAUAAGUCAGCCAUAAAAUCAUUAACAAAGCUAACAAAGGAAGAGGAUCGCGUCUCUCUCGAAAAGCAAAUAUUAGCAUCUCGGAAGAGAAUAAAAAUUGCUGCAAAAACUGAAGAAAAAAAAGGUAAAUCGGAGAGAUUUGAAAAUAUCACCAAAAGUGUACAUGAAGAAACAGUUGUUGAACAAUUUGUCGGCAUCUAUGAUUAUUCUGUGCAACGAAUACGACAGCAAUUUACUCCAGCAACAUAUCGUUUCGCCAAUCGUAUUGAUCAUAUAUUUAUCACCUUAUCACUUCUUGUCACUGUUGCCAAUAUGUUACGAUUCCCGAUUAUUUGCUCAGAAAGUGGUGGAAUCUUAUUUUUUAUUCCAUAUAUAUUAUGUCUUAUCUUUAUCACUAUUCCAAUUAUUUAUUUGGAAAAUGCUAUAGGUCAAUAUAGUUCACUUCCAUCAAUAGAACUUUUCCAACACCUUUGUCCUGCUUUCGAAGGAAUUGGUAUUGCAAUUUUAUUAGUAGCUAUUUGUAAAAGUCUUCUAUUAUCAUAUUCCGUAAUGGGCAUCUUUUAUACGUUUAAAAGUAUUACAGUUGCAUUCAAUUCCUUAUCACAAACUACUUGGCUGGAAUGUGUCUACGAAACAUCUUGCUACGAUUCAUAUGUGAAAUGUAAUGAAACAAACGGUAAUUAUCAGUAUUACUCAAAUUGCUAUAAUUUACAAAUAUUUCAUAACCAAACGAAAGCAAAUUUAAAUUACACAUGGGACCAAAUUGUGAUAGCUAUGACAUCAACUUCUGAAGCGCUUCGUGAAUUUCCGCCAAACAUUUAUUGGAUGGAGAAGAUUAACAAACGUGGGAAAAUAAGUGAAUUUUUCUACGCCUCGGCUACCAUCGAGCAUGCUAUCAUCGCUGUAAUUGCAAUUUUUGGGAUACAUUUCUAUGCUAAGAUUGCUCGAUUUAUUAUGAUAUUUCCACAAUUUUGUAUGCUAAUUUGUAUUAUUUAUGCAAUGACAAAAGCUGGUUUUAAAAAUACGUUUGCUUCGAUAGCAGAAGGUUUUUCACCAGACUUCUCGAAAUUCUUCGAUUUAAAAGUUUGGGUCAUUGCAGCGCUUCAGGCUAUCAUAGCAACAAACUUAGUAGACGGCACAUAUAUAACAUUAGCAGCAAUGAAGGAUUUCCGAAAUAAUUUCAUGCGUGAUACAUUUUUGGUUAUUGUUUAUAUAAUCAUAAUUAAUUUAUUUGGUUGCUUUUUUGUAUUUUCUAUUAGUGGUGCAGCAGUCGAAUUAAUGUUUCCGAUGAGCAUUGGAAAAGGCUUAGCAAUGCUUUGGAAACAUGGUGAAAAUAUAUAUUUCAUCGUUCUAUCCUUACUUUUCGCUAAAACUUCAUUUGGCGCAAUUGUACUCUCUUUGACAUUCUUCUCACUCUUUCUAACCACAAUUGGUGCACAAAUAGUGAUAAUUGAAAUGAUCAUUAUGACUGUAUACAGAGCUAUUAUACGAGUUAAAUUUAUUGAACAAAGAAUAUCCCGUAAUAUCAUUAUUUGCAUACACUUCUUGUUCAUGCAUUUAAGCACUUAUAUCCAUGGUCGAUUAGCCUUUAGUGACAUAAAAGUUCGCUAUUUUUAUUUUGCGCUUCUUCUCCCAAUUCUUGCAUUUCUUGAGUUAUCAACAAGCAUUCAUAUUUAUCAUGUGAAAAGAUUAAUUGUCAAUUUGCAUACAAUGCUUGGCGAACCACCAAAUAAUCUUUGGAGAUGUUUGGGAUAUCCGGUGAAUUGGUAUUGGACCGCUUGUUGGUACAUUAUUACACCAGUGCUUUGCAUAGUUUCAGGCGGACUUGCUUUAUUUAUCAUUAUUAGUGGUAGAUUAUACAGUGAUGUUAUCAUUUUAACUGUAACAACGCUUCUUCCAUUGAGUGUUAUCAUUACCAUCAUGUCGAUUCAUGUUAAAAAAGCUUGUCAAACGGGGAAAACUAUAAAAUCUUUAUUUGUUGCUGAUCAUCGUUGGACACCUGAAUUAGGUACCAAUCGGCAACAAGCGCUGUACGACGAACGAGCCACACGCACGAUAACUUGA
This is a messenger RNA of Cercopithifilaria johnstoni, 2073 nucleotides long. NCBI's taxonomy places the organism in Eukaryota, Metazoa, Nematoda, Chromadorea, Rhabditida, Onchocercidae. The record is from the annotation of a GenBank genome assembly.